Messenger RNA from Thlaspi arvense, 303 nucleotides. The record is from the annotation of a GenBank genome assembly. Lineage: Eukaryota; Viridiplantae; Streptophyta; Magnoliopsida; Brassicales; Brassicaceae.
AUGAGGACAGUGGCGCUUCGUGAGAUCCGAAAGUAUCAGAAAAGCACCGAGCUUCUGAUUCGCAAGCUUCCGUUCCAAAGGCUUGUCCGUGAGAUUGCUCAGGAUUUUAAGACGGAUUUGAGGUUCCAAAGCAGUGCAGUGGCAGCUCUGCAGGAGGCGGCUGAGGCGUAUUUGGUGGGGCUGUUUGAGGAUACGAAUCUGUGCGCGAUUCACGCCAAGAGGGUUACGAUUAUGCCCAAGGACAUUCAGCUCGCCAGGAGGAUCCGAGGGAGAGAGCUUAAGGGUGCUUGGGUCUUUUUGUAG